AUGGCGGAGGAUGGGAAGGACGACUCGGUGGCUACUGACGACGAUUCCGACCAAACAGCAGCAGACGGGAGCCUGAACAACACGAUGGUGGAAGAAGGCUCCACUCUGCUGCGCAGGAUGGAGAUCUGUGUGGCCGAGGCUGAGAAGAGGAGCGGCAAGAACGCAGUGAGCAUGCAGGAGACGUUCACCGUGUACCUCAUCGAAACCAGGCCAAUGGACGCAGUGGCUGAUGGUCGUAACCCGGCGCCUGACUCUCUGUGGAGGCGAUACAGUGAGUUUGAGCUGCUGCGGAACUACCUGAUCGUCACCUAUCCCUACAUCGUGGCGCCCCCUCUGCCUGAGAAGAGGGCGGAGUUUGUGUGGCACAAGCUGUCCGCGGACAACAUGGACCCAGAUUUUGUGGAGCGCCGCAGAGUCGGGCUGGAGAACUUUCUGCUUCGUGUGGCUUCUCAUCCAGUGCUCUCCAAUGACAAGAUCCUCUACCACUUCCUCACUGAGGAAAAUGGCUGGAAGGAAGUCGUGUAUGAGACAGGAUUUCAGGCAAAGGCAGACUCCAGGCUCAGAGCUCUCAGUGCCACCUUCAGGGUUAGAAAUCCAGAUAAACGCUUCAUGGAAAUGAAACACUACAGCGACGAGCUUCAGUCUCACACAUCUCAGCUGCUCCGAGCACGAGCACGGGUCGCAGAUCGACUGUACGGUGUUUACAAGGUCCACGGCAACUAUGGAAGAGUCUUCAGUGAGUGGAGCGCCAUCGAGAAGGAGAUGGGAGAUGGGCUGCAGAGUGCUGGUCAUCAUAUGGACGCAUACGCUGCCUCAAUAGAUGACAUCUUAGAAGAAGAGGAGCAUUAUGCAGAUCAGCUGAAAGAAUAUCUUUCCUAUGCUGAAGCUUUGAGGGCAGUGUGCAGGAAGCAUGAGCUGGCCCAGUUUGAGCUUGAGAUGGCCUCCCAGGACCUCAUCUCUAAGAAGCAGCAACGUGAGGAACUUGCUACAGGGAUAGUACGGACAUUCUCUUUCAAAGGCAUGACCAACAAGCUUUUUGGACAAGAAGCACCCGAGCAGAGGGAGGCCAAGCUGAAGCUACUGGAGGAGCUGAUCACAGAGGGGGAAGAGACUGUCAAGGAGAAAACCGUGGAGUGCGAAGAGCAUGUUGAAAGGGCAUGGGUGGACAUGCAGCGAUUCAAGGAGCAGAAAGACAAAGAUCUACGGGAAGCACUCAUCAACUACGCUGUCAUGCAGAUCAGCAUGUGCAAGAAGGGAAUACAAGUGUGGAGCAACGCCAAAGAAUGUUUCCUCAAGAUGUGAAGCUGAAGCCAUAGUCAGAGGAUUUCAGAGAUGCUCCGUUGUGGAUUCUCGGAAAUGAUGCCAAUGUUUUCUGGUUGAAACAUACAAAAGAUUAAGCACUUAAUUAGCAAUAGAGAAUUAUAUUAACUGUUAACCUUGUGUGGAGUGAACAGACAGGGUGGGGGUGGAUUUCUGAAGCACAUGAACUGCACACUGGAAAACAGUUCAUAGGUUGGAGUUUAAAAAAAAAAAUUAACCAAGACCAUUUUCUCUAACCGUCAACAGGCACUUUGCUGCUUUUACAGGUUAAAGUCGGCUAACUAGUUGUGAGAUUGGUUAAUGGACUUUGACAGUUUAGGAGUGGGUAUGGAGUGUGAAAGAUGUGGGCAUUCACCAGGCAAGGAAACAAACUGUUAUGGUUCAUUAUGCUCAGUGUAGGCAGGAUUGCUGCACUCUUCAUUAAAAAUGAGGCACUUUGUGGUUUGAAGUGAUCCCAGCGCUGGUGGCAGCGCGGCAGCUGUCGCAGGUGUCAAUGAAUGUUGAGACUAAAUGUUUUUGCCGCUUUUAAUUUAUUGUACAAAUAAUCAUUUUACAUGUAAACACAGCCAUAUUUAUAGCACAGCCAUUGUUUUUAACUUAUUUAAGGUGAGUUUGUCAGGUAGUGUCGCUGUUAUAAAAUCAGAAGUUGAGCAUUGAAGAGCAGAGGGUUGUCUGAGUGUCUUGAUGGGCUGUGUUUCAGUCACCGUCUCAUAUCUGUUCCACUGUCAGACAGCAGACACUGAAAAUAUGUAAGUGAGAAGAGAUUUAUUGGAUAUUUGGCUAUAUUAAAUUACAGUAAAUGUGAGCACAAAGAGUCGCAGCCCUGGGUUCUGGGGUUACAGGAGCAGCAGCCAGUGGCUUGCUUUGAUUUGCAGUUGAUGGCCACCAGGUCACCAGUGUUGUGGAAAUUUUCUAUGAUCUUAAUAAGGUCCAGACGUCUGAGUUGUCUUUGUUUUGUUUUAUUCAAAGCUUUGAAGGUACAGGUCAUACAGAGUGCAAGCAGUCUGCAGGAGAGUCCACAUGAGUGCAGGCAGCCUGGUAUUCUUAUACAUGUACAGGCGUGGCCUUCGCUACAACGGUACUAUAACAAUCUUAUGCUGGAAAACAACAGCUGGGGGUCCAGGGUGCACUCAUCCACAGACAUUAGAAGACUAAACACAUUGGAUGCAACAAGGCUGUGUUUCCUAUAAUCGUCUUGACAUGAACAACUUCUUCUUCCUCCUGUACGGUCACUAAUCUUUUACCCAGAUGUUAUGAAAACACAUUUCCUCUCAUUGGGCCUGUAACCUUUCCACUCAGCUGUAAUGAAACUUAAUGAAACUUGCU
Messenger RNA from Stegastes partitus (bicolor damselfish), 2646 nucleotides. RefSeq names its product sorting nexin-4-like. Gene Ontology annotation, molecular function: phosphatidylinositol-3-phosphate binding. Gene Ontology annotation, biological process: positive regulation of autophagosome assembly; protein transport. The coding region runs from base 1 to 1302 and encodes 433 amino acids. NCBI's taxonomy places the organism in Eukaryota, Metazoa, Chordata, Actinopteri, Pomacentridae. The record is from RefSeq and is a predicted model, not a curated record. The transcript is spliced from 14 exons. Gene Ontology annotation, cellular component: SNARE complex; plasma membrane; early endosome membrane.